Molecule: messenger RNA, 682 nt
Organism: Halichondria panicea
Lineage: Eukaryota; Metazoa; Porifera; Demospongiae; Suberitida; Halichondriidae
Product: probable phospholipid-transporting ATPase IIB
Exons: 2
Coding region: 112-480 (122 amino acids)
Source: RefSeq, a predicted model, not a curated record
CAUUUAAUUUAACGUUCACAGAACUCUCUCUGUCAUAGACACACCUACCAACACCCACUCCCCCACACACCACACCCCACAUACACACACACACACACAGGUGGUGUGAUAAUGCUGGUGGGAUUUCUUCUCUUCGAGUCGCAGUUCAUCCACGUUGUGUCCAUCACGUUCACAGCCCUCGUACUCACAGAGCUACUUAUGGUGGCACUCAAGAUACGCACAUGGCACUUCCUAAUGGUCCUGGCCGAGGUCGUGUCUGUCGUCAUUUAUAUCCUCUCUCUCUUUGUCCUCAAGGAUUACUUUGACUCCUCUUUCUUACUGACGUUUGGUUUUGUGUGGAAGACGCUGGCUGUGACUGGAGCAAGUUGCGUGCCACUGUUCAUUGCCAAGUUCAUGCAGCGAUGGUGUGCUCCCUCCAGCUACACCAAGCUACUCAAGAAGAACACCAUGCUUAGAAACUGUUGCAAACUAACUUGCUAGUUUAUGUAUAUAUACAGCUAGUGCAAAUCAAUUUCUAUCACAUAAUAUUUAUUUUAUCGAUGCAUGACCGACAUUAAUUCCUCAUGAAGUACAUGUAGAAUUUUGUACCACUCUCUCAGCACAUAUAUACAAGUUUUAAAUUUAAACAACAAUAGUUAAUUAAUUUUGACAUAAUUAUGGGACAAUGAGAAUUUUUAUUCAA